Molecule: messenger RNA, 2774 nt
Organism: Dichomitus squalens LYAD-421 SS1
Lineage: Eukaryota; Fungi; Basidiomycota; Agaricomycetes; Polyporales; Polyporaceae
Exons: 13
Coding region: 67-2763 (898 amino acids)
Source: RefSeq, a predicted model, not a curated record
CGCAUCGCGUCGGUGGCUGAAGUAGCCAGCAUCUGGGAGAGUGGCGUGAGGGCUUGUCUACUGGCCAUGCCCCCCAUUCAUGAACGGAAUCUGUCCAUAGCUGCAAAGGGGAAAGCAAAGGAGAGUGUCCACUGGCAUCUUGGCUGGUGGGACCUGAUCCAUUCGCUAGAGGGAACGAGAAGGCCCGUACAAUGGAGCAAAUCCUCAGUGAUAUUCACUCCCCAUGAAUCGCGCGCAUACAUCUUGGCGCGCCACUUCCCGACCUCACGCCAAUUUGCCUUGCCUUCUCCGCCCAUCCCCUUGGAUAACUAUGAGCCAGCAAUGGUCAUCUCUCUCUGCCCUACUGAUGACUGGCUCUUUGCCUACUUUCCCGGAAAUGGCUGCCCUGGCAUGGGAUGCGUCUGGCGCAAAGAGGCCCAGCUUGACAACUGGUCUCUGAGAGAAUGUUGGCCAUAUCCUGUCGGAGGAGGAGUCGUGACUGCUGCUUGGACGUGUCACCAUCGGGAGUGGGUGGUGUCGGAAACAGGCAAAUCCAGUCGCCUUCCACCACUCGGGCCUCUCGCACCUUAUGCAAAUCCUCUCUUACUGUUGGUCACAGAGGCGCACCUUCUCCAUGUCUACAGCCUCUCACCAUAUACAAAAACCCCUCCUCCAACUCGCGCCCCGCUUUUACAGCCCAUCGACCCUAUGCAUCCACCUACGGACCCCGAAUCGGUGGGCAAGAUUGGAGGCGACAGAGUGUGCGUGAAGGCUGCUAUUGGCCUGUGCUACCAAUACCCCACGAUCUUGAUCGCAAUGCGAUCGGCGUUGCUACCUUCCCAGACCUCGACACAAGCGUUUCAGAACUCAAUGGAUCUGGGACUCCCGGUAGACCUAGGUCAACCUCAGCCCUCGGAAGCGCCGUUCGUGCAAGAAUGGGAACUGUGGGGAGAGGAACCCACUAUCUCGCUUUGCGAAGUGCGCAUUGAGUACCGGCCUGGUGUUCCUCCGGUUCUGAGCCGUCCGCUGCCUCCAAUUCAUCACCCAAGUUCGCAUUUAGUCGAUUUGACCUUUUACUGUCCGCCGCCAUCACAUGCCCCUAAUCCGCCCCUCUCGAUCGCUCCGAAGGCUGAUCCGAAGGGUCCUCAGCACCCACUCUAUUUAGCUGCGACUUUCUUGGAUGCAGAUGAUUAUACUUCGAUCCCGAAGUCCGAAAUCAUCUCGUAUACAUUUGUGAAUGGUCUACCGGCUAAUUUUUGGGGACUGAAAUCAGAGACAAUACGUCCUAGUCAAACCAAAGUGCCUUGUUUCCUACUCCCAUCAAGCGCACGUGGCGGGUUUCUCGCCGGUUUCCUCGACGCCGGUGGACUACUUCCGCGCCGCAAGUCGAAGUCGCAGGAGACGAUCAUUGGCUCAGUCGAGAUGCUCAAACCACCAGACUUGAGCACACAUGAAGACUGGGAAAGCGUGCCCAUCCUCUCGCACGCGCAACAUGGAGCCGUUGAUGUGCCCGUCAGUGUUGCGCUUUCGCCCAACGAGGCUCUCGUUUGUUGCAUCUCUUCCCCUCUCCUGGGGUCGCACUUCGCUAUCCAAGCCUUGCCUCGUCGAAUAUCCGGUGGCUCGUCUUCCGUGCUGACUGGUCAUCUAUAUGGCGAUCUCUCGAGACACCUGGUGGCAGCCAUCCGCGCGCACUAUUCUCCGUCGGACGUCGUACACGCCCUUGCUAUGCCCAUGCUACCCACCGAGGUCACAGUGAACACGCUGUAUCAUGCCUUGACAACCAUGGAGGCAGACUCGUACGGCCUCAUGGAUAUGUGGGUCGGCGAGCUCCUAGGAGUUGCCACGGAGGUCUACAGUGCUCGUACGCAACGCUUGGACAGGGGUCCCGAACAAGAAUUGUGUGCAGCGCGACGACAAACGGCACACGAGAUUGCUUCCCUGUCUGCAUGUUGCGGAGCGUUUGAUAGUUGUCGCGAAGGAGACUCCUACGAUCUCGAUGCUGUGUGGCAGCUACUAGGCAUGACUAGUUGGAUUAUCGAGUUUGUCGAAAAGCUCUUCAAAGAGUGCAUCUUCGUCGGAGAACGACCGGAGGCAACCGCAUUGACGCCCACGCCAAGGGAGGGCGUUUCGACUGCUGGCAAAUCGUUGGACAGUCCAAUAUUUCUGCACCUCGUGCAUCCAUAUGCUCUUACUCGGCUCAAAGCCGCAGUCGAGCACGUCAAGCGCUUCCACGAUCAUAUAUCCAGACUUCCUGCGAAGGGCGAGGAAUCGCACAUUGCGAAGGACGUCCUUCUGGACAUCACAGAGGGGAUCGGAGUGGACCUUCAGCUUGUGGGACCUCUCCUUGCUGAGAUUAUGCAGGAAACCAAGGGAUUAGAUGCCCAAAAUCUUCGGCGGAGCCUUGCAUCUUGCUGCCCAGUGCCCGCACUCAAGCCCCAGAUCCGCAAGAUCGUCAACAAAAUCCUACCCUCCAAGGCGAUCGACCGCGCGCGCCUCUUCAUCAAGCCGACCGAGCUUACGGACGGCGUUGCACGCCUGGCACUGUCGGAGCCUUCCGCCGGCGCGCAGAGCGCCUCGUUGAGGGAGAAAAACACGGACGUCGUCAAGAAGAGCACGCUCGUGCGCAAUAAGGCGGCGAGCGUGUGCGUACGGUGCGGAGGUCGGUCGGACGUUGCUAUGGGGCGGAAGAUGGGUAUGGAGAGUGCGCUGAGUAGGUGGCAGGCCUGGGAGAAGAACUGGCAGCUAAGAUGCGUAUGUGGAGGGCUAUGGUCCUCUGGUCUAUAGUUCUCCGAUUU